Messenger RNA from Pogonomyrmex barbatus (red harvester ant), 2934 nucleotides. It is a transcript of the gene twisted, whose product is annotated as Protein O-mannosyl-transferase 2. Gene Ontology annotation, cellular component: membrane; endoplasmic reticulum. NCBI's taxonomy places the organism in Eukaryota, Metazoa, Arthropoda, Insecta, Hymenoptera, Formicidae. Gene Ontology annotation, molecular function: dolichyl-phosphate-mannose-protein mannosyltransferase activity. The record is from RefSeq and is a predicted model, not a curated record. Gene Ontology annotation, biological process: protein O-linked glycosylation via mannose.
CUUUUGGUGGAUUGCUUUUUUAUCUUGUUUUUAUCUCAAAUUUUUAUCUACAAUAUACAGUGCUUAAUUUACUCUAUGACAGUAUAAAUAAUGUGAAUAACAGCUGCAAGAAUGCUUUUAGUUUUUUUUUUUAAACUAGGAAAGGAUUUUUUUAAACAGGUUAGCUUAUACUAUUAAAAAAAGACAUGUUUUAAUUAAUAUUCCGUAGUCGUCAAUAGGUCAUCAAAGAUUCCAUCAAUACGAAAAAUAUAAAUUUUACAACGUUCGAGAUAAAAAGACACUUGUUGACUCUUGUGAAUCUUCGUCAUCGAUCGGCGAUCAGUGGUGGACAGCCUGGAAACUAACCUACUUACCAAAAGAAAGAAAAAAAAGAGAAGGAAGACAGAAGCCGUUUGACGUGUUGUAUAGCAAAGCAUAUUGGAUAUUUGGUACUUAUACACAUACAAGACAUGUACAAGUUUGUCAUUUUAAUAUAAGUUAGUCUAUCGUACACUUGGCCGUCCGUUAUUAAUUAUUCACGAUUGUUUUAAUACAAAUGAAACGAUAUAUCUCCUGACGAUUUACGGAGUGAAUAACGGAGCAAAGCAUGAAAAGCAUUAGCGGUACUCGAGAGAUUACUUGCAAAUCAAAAAAUGCAACUCUGGAAGCGAAGGAAAAGGAAAAGAACACAAUGGAUUGGUGGCUUAUGUUCGGAGGUAUAACUGUGCUUACCUUAAUUACCAGAUUUUACAAAGUCACAGAACCUCAACACGUAUGUUGGGACGAAACACACUUUGGUAAAAUGGGUAGUUGGUACAUAAACAGAACAUUUUUCUUUGAUGUGCACCCACCAUUGGGAAAGAUGCUCAUUGCUCUGUCCGGAUAUAUGACUGGCUAUGAUGGAACAUUUGCCUUUGAGAAACCAGGAGAUAAAUUCGAAAAUGUUAAUUACAUUGGCAUGAGAAUUUUUUGUACAUUUCUGGGUGCAACCACUGUUCCUUUAUCGUACCUUACUGUAUGGGAUCUUACCAAAUCAAUUCGUGCUUCCGCGCUUGCUGCCUCUCUCAUCUUGUGUGAUGUAGGGCUGUUAACGUUAAAUCAAUAUAUCCUCCUGGAUCCCAUAUUGUUGUGUUUUAUGAUGUGUGCAACGUGGGGCAUGGUACGUGUAGCGUCACUCCAGGCUCAGCCGUUCACGAGAUCCUGGUGGUUGUGGUUGUCGUUCACUGGAGCUUCGCUUGCGUGCACGAUCGGCGUGAAAUUUGUCGGACUCUUUGUCGUCCUGCUCGUAGGGCUUUACACUGCGUAUGAACUUUGGCGAGAACUGGGCGAUCUGUCCAAGCCUAUUUCUUAUGUGGGGAAACAUUUGUUAGCAAGAUGCUUUUGUCUCAUCCUAUUACCGGUUUUACUUUACAUGCUAUUUUUUUAUAUUCAUCUUUCCGUUUUGAAUAAAAGCGGAAGUGGCGAUGGCUUCUACAGUUCCGAAUUUCAAUCGCUAUUACGCGGGAAUUCGUUAUAUAACGCGACGAUGCCACGGCAAUUAGCAUAUGGUGCCACCAUUACGUUAAAAAAUCAUCGCACAGGUGGCGGUUACUUACAUUCCCACUGGCAUUUGUAUCCCGAGGGAGUCGGCGCUAGACAGCAACAGAUCACGACUUAUUCCCACAAGGACGAUAAUAAUCUGUGGCUUGUGAAGAAAUUCGAUACGGACGUGAUACCAUCGGAGCCGGAAUUGGUUAAAUACGGUGAUCUUAUACGUUUAGAGCAUGUUAUCACAAGACGAAAUUUACACUCGCAUAAGGAGAUCGCGCCGAUAUCGAAAAAACAUUACCAAGUUACUGGAUAUGGAGAGAAUGGUACAGGCGACGCUAACGAUGUCUGGAAAAUAUUAAUAACGAACGGAAGAGACGGCGAUGUAGUGGAGACGGUGACGAGUAAAUUAAAAUUCGUACACUACCUUCAUCAUUGCGUAUUAACGUGUAGUGGAAAAACGCUGCCGAAAUGGGGAUACAGUCAACAAGAAGUUUCUUGCAAUCCCAACAUGAGAGAUAAAAACGCAUUAUGGAAUAUAGAAGACAAUCAAUACACCAAAUUGCCAAAUGUCAGCUUCCGGGUAUACGCGCCCGGAUUCCUCGACAGAUUCCUAGAAUCACAUGCUGUGAUGCUGCAAGGCAACUCGGAUCUAAAAGUGAAGGAAGGAGAAGUGUCCUCGCGACCGUGGCAAUGGCCAAUAAAUUACAGGGGACAAUUUUUCUCCGGAAACAAUCAAAGAAUAUAUCUACUCGGUAAUCCCAUCAUUUGGUGGGGCAAUAUAGUCUUCCUUAUAAUAUUUAUAAUUCUUUAUGUGUACGCUUCCGUGCGCGAACAACGUGGCUGCGACGACGAUGCCAUUGUGCUCGAGCAGCGAAAUAAGAUAACGCAUGCCGGCAAGUGGCUUUUUCUCGGAUGGAUUCUACAUUACGUGCCGUUCUGGGCGAUGACUAGGGUACUUUACUUCCAUCAUUAUUUCCCGGCAUUGCUAUACAGUUCCAUGCUAACCGGAAUUACAUUGAAUCACAUUAUCGAGAAUCUCUUGUUACUAUUUCCUGGCAAAGUGGGAAAUACAAUUUAUCAUGUAACUCUGGGAACUGUAAUCUCUGGCAUCACGUACAGUUUUUAUCUUUUUUCGCCAUUGGCUUACGGGAUGGACGGUCCGUCCGCCAUGGAUCCCGACAGUUUGAUGCACUCUUUACGGUGGAUGGAAUCUUGGGAAUUUUGAAGUCUGAUUUAACCGAUGCAACGCAAAGUAUUUUAUGCAGUACACUUUUUUCGCAAUGUAAUUAAAACAAGUAUAUUUUAGCAGUACAUUUUAUGUGCUACUAAAAAUACCAACUUUAAUCUUUAAUUGAAAUACUGGAAAAUGCUCUCUUAUUUAUAUUAUUUAUAUUUUUUACAAAUAUUAUAUAUUUAACAUUAUAU